AUGCCAACACUCGGACCGUCGAUCCUGUUCAUCGCAGGACUGACGCUCGGCGUCGGCGCCGGUGCGCUCUUCCCGCGCAAGAAGGAGCAGCAGGUGCCCGUCCCCGUCCCCGUCCCCGCCCAGUCUCUACCCGGCAACGUCCCCUUCCCGGUCCCCGUUGAGCGCCCCGGUGCCGGACACGAGGAGAAGCGCCUCGUCGUCCCCCUCGCUGGCAGCACCGUCACGCUCGCUGGUGGUUUCCCCGGCCCUCACUUCGAUAUCAUCCGCCGCCAGGCCUACAUGGCCGCCUACGACCGCCGUCUCCGCCACCCCGCCUGGACCGCCGAGCACCUCACUGCCAAGAGCCUCUCGCGCCCGCCGCCCAACUUCCACGGCGGCCCGCCCGUGCCCGCCGACAAGGCCCGUGCGGCCGACACCGCUGGACCCAAGGCCGACCGCCAGAAGUCCCAGUUCCAGGAGGACAUGUCUGUCCCCGAGAUGUUCCGUGCUAAGCUUUCUGACUACUUCCGCUCUGGUUAUGACCGUGGACACAUGGUUCCUGCCGCCGAUGCCAAGAUCUCGCAGGACGCCAUGGACGAGACUUUCUUCCUGACCAACAUUGCUCCUCAGGUCGGCGAGGGCUUCAACCGUCACUACUGGGCCUACGUUGAGGACUUCUGUCGCCGCCUAACCUCCAACUUCGAGGACGUCUACGUGUUCACGAUCCCUCUCUACCUCCCCGAGCAGGGAAAGGACGGCAAGUGGCGCGUCUCGUACGAGGUGAUCGGCAACCCUCCCAGUGUGGCCGUGCCAACGCACUUUGCCAAGGUUGUCCUCGCCUCGCGUCCGGACUUUAGCUACCCCCAGACGCCGAACAAGCACGACAAGUCGGUCACCUCUCCCGAGACCGUGAAGGAGCUCGCAAUGGGCGCCUUCAUUCUCCCCAACAAGGAGAUCCCCGACGGCGCCGACCUGCGCACCUUCAUCGCCCCCGUCGACAAGGUCGAGAAGGCCGCUGGUCUCCAGCUCUUCAACGACGAGCUCAAGGGCAAGUCGCGCCAGCUCUGUGCCGUCACGCAGUGCGAUGUCAUUGUCCGCCGCUUCGAUGACGCGAGGAAGAACUUCAACAACAAGAAGAACUAG
Molecule: messenger RNA, 1122 nt
Organism: Trichosporon asahii var. asahii CBS 2479
Lineage: Eukaryota; Fungi; Basidiomycota; Tremellomycetes; Trichosporonales; Trichosporonaceae
Product: nuclease
Exons: 7
Coding region: 1-1122 (373 amino acids)
Biological process (GO): apoptotic DNA fragmentation
Cellular component (GO): nucleus; mitochondrial inner membrane
Molecular function (GO): RNA endonuclease activity; nucleic acid binding; single-stranded DNA endonuclease activity
Source: RefSeq, a predicted model, not a curated record